AAGAAGAAAGAGAAGAGUCCCGUCGGCGUGUGGAGAAAGUGUGUUUGAGCUCCAACAGUGUUACUAGCAGAGCCUCUGGAUGUGAAGCUUCAUCGGCCAGAUUAGACUUUGUGCUUCACACUUGUUUUCUGAAUGUUUUGCCUCUGACUCAUCUCCUACAAAGCUAUCGGAGUUAGCUUAGCAUGCUAGCUGUAAACAGACAGUCAGAGUGACUGACGGAGAGCAAACCGCGUUUUUAACUGAGUUCUUGUGGAGAAAACGUUUCUGUCAGUGUGUGGAGAUGUCCAAAGGUGAAAUGCUGAGAGUCUUGGUGAAGCAGCGAAUAACUGCGGCUGCUGAAGAGAUAUUCGGGCUGUUUGAAAGAACGAUAACAGAGUACGAGGAGGAACUGAGUCGGUCAAAAGAGGAGAACAAGCGACAACAGAAACUACUGGACGCUGUUUACAACCCUCAGCUUCGGCUACACAGAGCAGAUUCCCAGCAGCUGUUGGUAGAUAACGAAGAAAUGACCUCUGAGCAGCAGGACUGGAGCUCCAGUCUGGACCAGGAGGACCCAGAGCCCCCACAAAUUAAAGAGGAACAGGAGGAACUCUGGAUCAGUCAGGAGGGAGAGCAGCUUGCAGGGCUGGAGGAGGCUGAUCUCACUAACGAACAAAUCACUCUUGUCACUGUGAAGAGUGAUUCUGAGGAAGAGUCCUCACAGCUUCUUCAAAAACAAAUUGAACAGAUGAAAACAGAAGCUGAUGAAGAGGACUGUGGAGGACUAGAACCAGCCAGGAACUCGGAUUCAGAUUCACAUUUGCAACCAAAAACUGAAGAGAGGUCUGGAGACUCUUCUGAAGUUGAGACUGAUGACAGUGGUGAUUGGAAUGAGACCAGGGAAACUCAGUCAUCUUUAAAAUCUUUGACAAAUGGUGACAUUCCUGUCAGUGAUUCAGGAUGUAGUACUGGUGCGAAUCAAUUACGCUGCUCUGAUUGUGGGAAAAUAUAUAAAACCAAGAAAACUCUGAUGAUACACAAAAGAACUCAUACAGGAGAGAAACCUUUUAUCUGCUCAGUUUGUGGUAAAAGAUUUCUGCUCAAACAUUAUCUGAAGUAUCACAUGAUGAAUCACACAGGAGAGAAACCUUUCACGUGCUCAGUGUGCAGCAAACGUUUCGCUACACAUGCAUAUCUGAGAAUACACAUGAGAACUCACACAGGAGAGAAGCCUUUCCAAUGCUCCGUCUGUAAAAGACGUUUUUCUCACAGUGGAGCUGUGCAGAUACACAUGACAACCCACACAGGAGAGAAAUCUUUUCUCUGCUCUUUUUGCGGGAAACGAUUUAGCUCAAGGUCACAUCUGGUCUUACACACAAGAUAUCAUACAGGAGAGAAACCUUACAGCUGCUCUGUGUGUAACAAAAGGUUUGUGCAAUCAGCUCAUAUGAAGCGUCACAUGAUGACUCAUACAGGAGAGAAACCUUUCGACUGCUCAGUGUGUAGUGAAAAAUUUAGGUAUAAAGAACAACUGGCACAACACAUGACCCAUCACAGAGGGAAGAAAGUGGAGCAGAAAAACCCACAGUAACUAUAUAUAUAU
Centropristis striata (black sea bass) is the source of this 1582-nucleotide messenger RNA. RefSeq names its product zinc finger protein 32-like. The transcript is spliced from 2 exons. Bases 281 to 1570 code for a protein of 429 amino acids. Gene Ontology annotation, biological process: regulation of transcription by RNA polymerase II. Gene Ontology annotation, molecular function: DNA-binding transcription factor activity; RNA polymerase II cis-regulatory region sequence-specific DNA binding. NCBI's taxonomy places the organism in Eukaryota, Metazoa, Chordata, Actinopteri, Perciformes, Serranidae. The record is from RefSeq and is a predicted model, not a curated record.